AUGGAAUUCUUUGAAUGGAAAGAAGAUAAUUUAAUAAUUGAUGAUGAAACGAAAAAAAGAUUAAAUGAAAGUAUUGUAAAAUACCAAGAUGUAUCAGACAUAAGUCAUCUUUUGAAAAGUUUUCGUUCCUUAAAAUUUGAUAAUUUAAAUUAUCAUUCAGACAAGUGUAUUUUGGCAAGAGAAUUUGCACUAAUCUACAUACUGACAUAUAAAAAACACAUAGAAUCAUUGAAGGAUGAAAAUAUACAACUAAUUAUAAGAACUAUAAAAAGAUCCGUAAUGAGUGUUAAUAACUUAAUAAGUAACAUAACAGAACAAAUAUUAAAAUGCUUUAGUAUUUUAAGAAAUUUAUACAAUGAUAUUUUAAAAUUAGAUAAUGUAUAUUUAUCGGAUUAUUGCUUAUUUUCAAUAAUAGAUGGUAUUCUGGGAAUAUUAAAUGGUGAAAAGGCUAAUCAGUCGAAUGCUUCCAUAUGGGGUAUUGCAGGAUUUUUAUCCCUUAUUAUUUCAAAUUAUAAAAAGGCAUAUUUUAUUUAUAAAGGUAUCAUAGCUUACAAGUGUAUGUUCACAAUUCCGCUUUUUUUAGAAGAAUCAGAAGAUUUAAAAAAAAUGGCUAAGGAAGAUUUAUAUAAUAUCAUACUUAAGGAAAAUGAUGAAAAUGUUUAUUCCAAUUUUUCACGUUUUGAAGAAUUUACAAAAUUACAUCUUUCCAUUUUUAUAAUUUUAAAUGAUACCAGAGAAGUGUGGAGUUACAUAUCGGAGUUGCUAAAUAGUGCUUUUAGAAGAAAAAAGUACGUUUACUUUUGCCUAAUUUACGCAGCUCUUGAUGUUUCCUCGUACUAUUGUAAAAUAACAUUUACUAGUCAUUUCGAGAAUUUAUUAUUCUUACUUAAAACAAAACUAAUGCCUCUAUUAGAAGGAGAAUUAAAAAAGAACCCCCCUCCACCCAAUGAAGAAAAAAUAAUAGAAUAUUAUAUUAAAAAGUUACAUGUGGAGCAUUUGGAUAAUAUUUCAAAUUCAACAUUACCAGAAGGGGUAGUUGUCUUGCCCGACGAGAAAUUGUUGUACAUAGGGUUGGGCAUAUAA
This is a messenger RNA of Plasmodium gonderi, 1083 nucleotides long. RefSeq lists its product as hypothetical. Bases 1 to 1083 code for a protein of 360 amino acids. NCBI's taxonomy places the organism in Eukaryota, Apicomplexa, Aconoidasida, Haemosporida, Plasmodiidae. The record is from RefSeq and is a predicted model, not a curated record. The transcript has a single exon.